Molecule: messenger RNA, 519 nt
Organism: Colletotrichum graminicola M1.001
Lineage: Eukaryota; Fungi; Ascomycota; Sordariomycetes; Glomerellales; Glomerellaceae
Exons: 4
Coding region: 1-519 (172 amino acids)
Source: RefSeq, a predicted model, not a curated record
AUGGACGCGAUAUCGACCUUCAGCUUCGGCAACCUGGGCUGGCUCGCGACACAGGCUGUCCCGCUCAUCAUCUGGCCGAGGUUUAUUACCAACCUCCUCCGUCCCGAGGACUACCAGGCCGCAGGCUCUCUUGAGGACUACUUUGCCCGCUCCCUAGGAUUCGCUCUCCUCACCCUCGGCCUCCUCGUAGUGACCCUCUCCGGCGCGGUCCCCCUCGUAUCCGAGGACCAAACCCCGCCGGGGACUGUCUCGCCAUACGCCAACGCCGCCCUGUUCCUCUCCUCCAUCCACCACGCCUCCGCCGCCUUCUACUGCUACAGCAGGUAUCUGCGGACGGACCAGACGGGCUUCGUCCUAGGCUGCCUCGGCAGCACUUUCUUCGCCCUAUUCGGCCUCUGGUGUCUCAUGUUCGCCGGCGACAAGUCGCGCCGCAGCAAGAAGCACGGCUACGACAAGGACACGAGCUCGUUUCCCUUCAAGAACGCAGAAUCGUACCGCGCCAAGAAGAAGGGUAUGUAA